AUGGCUUCAACACAGACCGCGCUGCCGUUCCUUACGCGCAACUACUCCAACACCCAGCAAUAUCAAUCGCCCAACGGCCCCUGGCCCAGUCGUCGGACUUCGCUCUCCAGUUUCCCUACCGGCUCCGCCUCGAGAUCCCCCUCGCAAAUGUCCAACACUUCUCGCCCCUCGCGAUCCCCUCAGCCGCCGCCUAUCGCCGAGACGGACCGCUCCUCGAACCCCAGCUCAAAGUCAAAGACGCCCUCCACUGGUGUGUCGUCGCAGCACUCGUCGCUGUCCGCCCCGCGCCGCUACAACCCCGAUGCGCACCCCCCACGCAAGUUGCGCUCUCAGUACCCGCGGGGCUCGACCGAGAAUCAUGUCGAGUACAUUCUGGUCGCCUCUUUCGACAUUGACCGAGGCCCGGUCAUGGAGCACCAGUACCCGGUCUCCAUAACUGGCGACGAACACAUGUUGGCGGAGCUCAUGUUACCCGAUCAAGCUCACGUACGCAACCAGGACUGGACCAUUUUCUUCUUGCACAAGGAUACGAGUCAGGAAGAGGAGGACGAGGAGCGCAAGGCAAAGGAGGCCAGGAAACGAAGGCGCAAGAGGCUGAGGAACCGCGCAGCUGGAAUCAUUGACGAGGAAGACGAGGGCGAGGACCUAGGAGAUGAGGAAGACUUGGACGACUUGGACGAUUAUGACGAUGACGAGACCGACGACGAUGAGCCGGAAGGGGGAGAAGGGCCACCGCUGAUCUAUGUGCUGAAUCUGGUCAAUACGAAACAAGACAAGACGGUCAAGAGAGGUGCUGUGGUCAAGGCCAUGGCCAUCUGCACCAGGCAUCCAUUCUUGCACAUUUACAAGCCCCUUCUCCUGUUAGCGCUGGAUGAGUACUUCAAGGCUCCAGUACCCGAAACAUUGGCUAUGUUGUACGAUGCUGUAAACGCCAUGGACCUGUCCCUAAUGCCGAAACUGAGCCUGCUCGAGAGACACCUGCUGCAAGCCAGUGACAACAAAGACCUGUUUGUGGAGAAGUUUGAGCAAAUGAUUCAAAUGCGCAUGGCCGAGGACCGUGGCGAGCACAUCAGCGACCAACCGUUUGACGCGAGCCGGGAGCCUCCGAAAAUGCCAGGCGUCUCGAGGAAGGGAACGAAAGCGCACAUCGAACUCGGCUCGACAUAUUCAGUGCCCCGGGAUACGCACGAAUUCGAAAGCAAGGUCAUGUACAAGGGUAUUCCGGUGCCAAUCAAGGUCCCGGUUGCCGUCAUGCCGGAAACCGUAGGCGACUUCUCCUUGGUCAAGCUCAUCCAGAAAUUCUCAGAGCCUCAGGGCAAGUCACCACAACCGUUCCCGUUGCACCCGCAGUUGACGACGAAUGGCCCGCAUACACACCCGAUCAUCGUGCUGGUCAAUGCGUUGUUGACGCAAAAGCGAGUGAUUUUCCUGGGCCAUAACAUGCCUUCGGGCGAGGUUGCGGAGGCAGUCCUGGCUGCGUGCGCCUUGGCAUCCGGUGGUACGCUGAGGGGCUUCACGCGACAUGCGUUCCCCUACACGGAUCUAACCAAGAUUGACGACCUGCUCAACGUACCUGGCUUCAUUGCAGGAGUCACCAAUCCGACAUUCGAGUUGCACCCUGAAUGGUGGGAUGUCUUAUGCGACCUGCCCACGGGGCGUGUCAAGAUCAGUAGCAAGAUUGACCCCGCGCCGGUGACAGAGGGAAUGGUGUACUUUCAGCAGCAGAAUCCGUCUUAUGCCGGACUCGUCGGGGGCACAUCCAAGGUUGCUGCUGAGAGCGACCUCACGGGCGACGCGGCAUUCAUGCAAGAUGUCUUGAGGAGCAUUGCGGCAAGGCACGGCGAAAGAGUGAUACGCGCCAAGUGGAGAGACUGGGUGAUCAAGUUCACCCGAAUCGCAGCCGCCUUUGAGGAAAGCGUGUACGGCGCGAGCGCUCUCUACAUUGGCGGCGAUGAGUUGGAAAUGGGCUCCAUCGGUAUCAACGGCCACGGCUACGUGUGGCCGGAUGAACAGUCAAAACACAAGGAACUUGCGGGUAAUGUGACAAGAAUUGAAGGCUGGAGAAACACAAGGAGUUACUACAGCUUCAUCCAGGAUCUCGCACAGAUGUACCAGGUCAGGCCACUAAAGGGUCUCGAUUUGCACCACAUGCACGACCGGCUGCGAACGCAGCGGCUCAAUCCAAUGCAGAGCAAGGAGAUUUAUGUUCAGUUCUCCAAAUACGUCCACUCCUACGAUGAGAUCUGCCUGCUUCUAAGCGUCGCACCGGAGUCUCAUGCAGGACUGUUCUAUAUCGCCCUCGGUCUCUUCCACAAGGACCGCGAGGUACGACUGAAGACGGCGGACCUCCUGGAACGUAUCGGCGAGCACGAGGCCGGGCAGCAUUGGUGGAAGGCGCUCAGUCGCUUCGAGAAGCUGGCGUUCAACCGGAUCCGCAAGGAGGCGGACGCGGAGAUGCGGGCGAAGCUGGAGAAGGAAGGCUUGAGUCCCGAGGUGGAGAGACGGAUCAGUUAG
This is a messenger RNA of Colletotrichum chrysophilum, 2514 nucleotides long. RefSeq lists its product as uncharacterized. The record is from RefSeq and is a predicted model, not a curated record. Gene Ontology annotation, cellular component: plasma membrane. The transcript is spliced from 3 exons. The coding region runs from base 1 to 2514 and encodes 837 amino acids. Gene Ontology annotation, biological process: actin cortical patch localization. NCBI's taxonomy places the organism in Eukaryota, Fungi, Ascomycota, Sordariomycetes, Glomerellales, Glomerellaceae.